Molecule: messenger RNA, 3161 nt
Organism: Octodon degus (degu)
Lineage: Eukaryota; Metazoa; Chordata; Mammalia; Rodentia; Octodontidae
Gene: Ccbe1
Product: collagen and calcium binding EGF domains 1
Exons: 11
Coding region: 655-1881 (408 amino acids)
Molecular function (GO): calcium ion binding
Source: RefSeq, a predicted model, not a curated record
UAUCACAUUUGCAAAAAUCAAUUUCGGGAAAUCCUUUGUAGCCUCUCAAUUUCCUUCUAUAUUUCCAGGAUAAAAUAAAACCCGGGAUCGUUGAGAAGAAAGGGAGAAACGCAAACGUGGGCUUGGCCGUGGGUUUUAGAAAUCAACAGACAACAGGAAGGAAGCGUAUUCGGCCCUCUCCUCUCCUCCCCUCCGCUUCCCCGGUGAGAAUCAGCUCCUCCCCCUCCUAGGCGUGCGACCUUGGUGCAACAUGCAAACAACGCCCGCUUACCACACCCAGUGCUCCUCUCCGGGAGGAGGAAGAGGGACCAGGGGAGGGCAGCCCGGAGCCCAGUCCAGCCAGUGUGUCAAUUCAAAGGGAGCGUCCCGGGGCCCCGGAUCCUGGCGCCGGUCGCGAACCACCCGAACCACUUUUAUCUGCCUCCCUGCCGAGUUUGCAGUCAGCAUCCCACUCCUAUUACCCAGAUCCUCCGUCCCACCCAACCCUGGCCGCUUAGCGUCCAGAGCCCCAGGGUGGCGUGCAGGUGGCGCAAGCACCCCUGCUCUCCGGCGUCCCCUUCUGGGGAGAGGGAAAGCGGCGGCCGCCUCGGAGAAGCAGAGCUCAGGGCAGGCAGAGCGAGCUUGGGCGCUGGGAAGAAGCUGGGAGCUACCCUGAUGGUGCCGCCGCCUCCUUCGAGCCGGGGAGGAGCGGUCAGGGGGCAGCUGGGCAGGAGCUUGGGUCCGCUGCUGUUGCUCCUGGCGCUGGGACACUCGUGGACCUACAGAGAGGAGCCAGAGGACGCCGACAGAGAAAUCUGCGCAGAAAACAAAAUCGAGACUACCAAAUACCCGUGCCUGAAGCCCUCUGGCGAGCUCACCACGUGUUUCAGGAAAAAGUGCUGCAAAGGGUAUAAGUUUGUUCUUGGACAGUGCAUCCCGGAAGAUUAUGAUGUCUGUGCUGAGGCUCCCUGUGAACAGCAGUGUACAGAUAACUUCGGCCGAGUGCUGUGUACUUGUUACCCAGGAUACCGAUAUGACCGGGAAAGACACCGGAAGCGAGAGAAGCCAUACUGCCUGGAUAUUGAUGAGUGUGCCACCAGCAACCAGACCCUGUGUGCACACAUCUGCACCAACACUGUGGGCAGCUACCGCUGUGAGUGCCGGGAAGGGUACAUCCUCACAGAGGACGGGAGGACAUGCACCAGGGGUGACAAGUACCCCAAUGACACUGGGCACGAGGAGAAGUCUGAAAACAUGGGGAAAGCUGGGACUUGCUGUGCCACAUGCAAGGAGUUCCACCAGAUGAAGCAGACGGUGCUGCAGCUGAAGCAGAAGAUUGCUUUGCUUCCCAACAAUGCUGCAGAACUGGGCAAGUACAUCACUGGCAACAAAGUGCUGGCCUCAAACACCUAUCUUCCAGGACCUCCUGGCCUACCUGGGGGCCAGGGUCCCCCUGGCUCACCAGGACCAAAGGGGAGCCCAGGCUUCCCUGGCAUGCCAGGUCCUCCUGGGCAGCCGGGCCCACGGGGCUCAAUGGGACCCAUGGGACCAUCUCCUGAUCUGUCCCACAUUAAGCAAGGCCGGAGGGGCCCCGUGGGUCCACCAGGCGCACCAGGAAGGGAUGGCUCUAAGGGGGAGAGAGGAGCACCUGGACCCAGAGGGUCUCCUGGACCACCAGGUUCUUUUGACUUCCUGCUCCUUAUCCUGGCUGACAUCCGCAAUGACAUUGCUGAGCUGCAGGAAAAGGUGUUUGGGCACCGGACUCACUCUUCAGCAGAGGAGUUUCCUUUACCUCACGAACUUUCCAGCUACCCAGAGACCAUGGACUUCAGCUCUGGAGAUGACUACCCGAGAAGAACUGAGGCAAGAGAACUGGAAGCUCCCAGUGACUUUCAGCCCUAGCACGUUCUGCACAUUCACACCGGCACAAGAGCAGAGCACCUUUGCCUACAGUUAAAGCAGCUGACGAAAAACUACUGCAGACAUCAAGACAUUUUCAUUUUCUUAAUUCCUUUCUUGCCUUCUCACUUCUCUUCUAAAUGAUCUUUCCAUACUGCCCUACUAAAUAUGGGAGGCAGGAAAUGACAAAUGUAUGCAAUGUUUGCAGAAAGACAGGACUUUUCUUUGACAUCUUGUUUUUCUUUAUUGUCCUAGUUUUUCAGGAGCUUCUGAAUUUUUGGACCUAGGUACUCUUGCCAUGUCUUAACAUUGGGCACAGUACCAAAAAAAGGGAAAGAUGGCAAGUUGAGCUCUAAGAAAGCUUGAGCCUAACUUUGGAAACAGGAGGGAAAAAUGGUGUCAGGUUCCAUAGCUGUCCCCAAAUUAAAGCUCUUCAAUUAAAAUGGAGUGAACAACAUAAAGAUUAAUCUUGAUGGAUAAUUCUUUUUCCUUGCCAAUCUAAUAGAUGUUACAUAUUCCAUUCUGUUAUGCAACCUUAUUUCCCAAAUUUAGCCAUAGGAAGGAGAAAAUUAAAGAGGAGAGAUUGGAAAGCUGGAAAACUACAGUUGUAUAUUUAUUGCCAUAUAGGUUGUCACAUUUUAAAAUUCUAAUAUGAUGAAGCUAAGGAUUCGUGCCAUGUUUAUCUUUAAGAAUCCUUUGUGGAAGAGAAAGUUCCUCCAGCUAUAGAGUAAAACUCUUUUCAAAGACAAUAAAAGAAUGAAAUUUUCUAAUUCAUAUAAGAACAGUGGACUCCUGGUUGCCAGGCUGUCUUAAAAGCUGUUUGAUCAAAAGCAUGGUCCUGCUCCAUAAAUCACAAGCUAUUUGUUAAAUAAGGUGGCUGACUCUUAGGGAGGAGCACAGAAUUCCCCGCUCUGACCAGGGGCCCAGAGGUGCCACUGGGUCGCAGUCCAGCCAAUCCAUGUACAGUGAACUGGAAAGAGGUGUUGGCAUGGGCCGCUGGCAGAGGAGCCGGGGCACCUGGGCAGGGACUGCUCUGAAACCAACUUAGCAGAGGCAGGUAAAUUUGCUUUUCUUAGGCAUUAGAAGUCUUUGUCUGGAGCCAGUGAACCUGCCAGCAUACUGGGAAUAAUACAUUGUUAAGAGUUCUCUUUUGUGAAGGAGGAAAAAUGGUCUUCCUUGCUUGGCAAAAAUUUUCCUUCCAAUACUUCAACUUUUCCUUAAUUCAGUUCAAAUUCCAAUUCUUUCCAGACUUGUCUUUGAUUUUUUCCCUCAAUAAUGUGGGA